Gongylonema pulchrum is the source of this 384-nucleotide messenger RNA. The record is from the annotation of a GenBank genome assembly. NCBI's taxonomy places the organism in Eukaryota, Metazoa, Nematoda, Chromadorea, Rhabditida, Gongylonematidae.
AUGGCAAGCGGUGAUACAGGCAGUGAUUCCGAGCCGAUUGAUGAGGCAGUGAUGGAGGAGCACCACGUGAUCCAGCAGAGCCGCAAUCUGUACGAUCUGAGCGAAUGGGAUGUGGAUUGCGAGGUAUGUCUUAUCGUCUUCGAUCGGAUGAACUUUGCUUAUUCAGCGCCUGGCAGCGAAUCUGACACUCGUCGCAUCGAUAAAUCUGUCCUUCUGGACACUUUUUUGGCAUGUUUUGUUACCUCACCGCAUCAAUGCUACAGAACUGGCGCAGUUCUUUCUGGCACACUUGCUUUUCUCUCUUGGCUUUCCCUGGGUUACUUUAUUGAAGAUGUGCUCUAUUCUGCUAAUUGUUGUUCUUCGUUGUUUCUUUUCAUACGGUAG